Messenger RNA from Polypterus senegalus (gray bichir), 3461 nucleotides. RefSeq names its product HAUS augmin-like complex, subunit 6 (gene haus6). Gene Ontology annotation, biological process: spindle assembly. The transcript is spliced from 16 exons. The coding region runs from base 252 to 2921 and encodes 889 amino acids. Lineage: Eukaryota; Metazoa; Chordata; Cladistia; Polypteriformes; Polypteridae. Gene Ontology annotation, molecular function: microtubule binding. Gene Ontology annotation, cellular component: HAUS complex; mitotic spindle microtubule. The record is from RefSeq and is a predicted model, not a curated record.
GCCUUAACUAUUUGGCGGUUUGUCUUAAAAAUGGCGUUGGCGCGCGCCCAUCGUUUGCAAGUUUUCAUGCACGACUUGGACAGCGAAGGAUACGAAGAAAUGGGAUGAAUCAGGAUGUGCUCUAAACUUGAAGCUAUUUAUGCCUAUCCGGAUGUUAAUAAGGUGCCCUCCAGUUUACUAAAACGCAUUUCGUCGCCUCAUUGAGGACGCGAGUGUUUCGGAUGUUUAAACAAUAACGCCGUAUAAUCAGAAUGGACUCUUCUAAAGACAGUGACUAUCUGUGGAUGCUUCUCCAGGCUUUGGACUUUCGACCGCAGCAGGCCACCGCAGCCAUUGGCAAGCAGGGCGGAAGAGUUGAGCUGGGAAUGCAUAUGUUUGCUAAGCCUAAUAAAGAUGCUUUUCACAUUGUGGCACAUUUUUUAUUUGACAAGUUAGACUCUGCUCGCACAAAAGAAUUGUUCAGGAAUUGUUGGCCACCUCUUGAUAAAAAAGCUGAUGCAGAGUUUCGGAAGACCUGCAACAAAUGGCUACAAGAUAUUUCGACUGAACAGGGCGGGACGUUUCCCAAAGUAGUUGCAUCAGUAUUCCUUUCUCCAGGAGGUCCCAAAUUCAUUCAUUUUUUUGUUCAUUUUGCCAAGUAUGUUCUGCUGAAAGAUAUUAAGAAAUUCUCCAUUGAAGAUAAAUUGUGGGUCCCAGAAGCUGCAGGCUUAGAAAGUCGGUGCAUUGAAACUGCAAAAAGAAGAUUUAAACUCGUACAAAGAAGAUUUUGUGAAGUUGCUCUGAGGCAAGAUGCCCUGAUAAGAGAGUAUGAAAAGAAAGCGCAACUUUUGGUGGAAUCAUUGAGGUCUCUUUAUGCAGAAAGUGCAAAAUACGAUGCUUCAUUAUCAAAAAUGAAAACUGGUGAAAUCCAAAACGCUGGCAACAGUGCUGAGAAAAUUAAAGUGGUUCAGUCCUUUUGGGGAGUUAUUAAAGAGUUCAUGUCUGUCUUGGAGAAGGAAAGGGAGGUAGUAGACUCAAUAAUCCAAGGGAAUGUUGAUAAAUAUGUCCUUGACGGAACAGAGGUGUCUAUAAAGGUGCCAAGGUUAUUAUUGGAGAGAAUUGAAAAUUCACCGAAUACAUUGGAGUAUGGUAAUGUGUAUGAAGCUGGGAAAGUUAACUAUUUACGGGUUCUGCAUUUACUGAAUGAUGCAAUGCAUAUUCUUCAAGAUGAGUCUUUGAAGAUGGGAUCCAGCAAACUGGAACUGGAUGUGCAGCAAAUCAGAGGACAGUUACAGCUCCACCUUAAAUCACUGCAGGCUUUGAAGGUUAUGAGAAAGAAAAUUACUGAAUCUCUCCCAGUUGUUAAAGAAUCGAUUUGUGAAAAAGAAAAACAAUGGGAUAAUAAAUGGGAACAAUACUUAAAACGGAAACCCUUUAACCUUGUUGCUCCAGCACACCCCGCUUUAGAUUUACUUCCAGCUAUGGCUGCCUUAUCCUUUGAGCCUGCUACCGAAGCUGCCUACAAGACGAGCGUAUUUUCACAGUACCCAGCUGCAUUUCCAGAGUCACCAAAGAAGGGAAAAUCCGUGACUUCAUUCCUGGAUAACUUGGAAAUAAGGGAGGCAAAAAACACAAGCUUGAAAAGGGUGUCAUUUCCUGAAAUCCUUACCCCUCCUAACAGAAGAUUAUCAUCUAAUGUUAUGCACACCUCUGUAGAUUAUGUGGACAGUGGCUGUGCCCAAGGAAAGGAGCAGCCUUUAAAGAAGGAGGCCAAACUGCCAGCGACAGUCUCUACAGGGAGUCAGAAUGAAAAGUCAUGGAGCCGGAAGAAGAGAGCACAGAGCUUGGGAAAUAAAAAAUCGGAGGUUCUUCACAAAGAGUAUGACAACCUGGCUGAUAAGUUUGCUGAUGCUGUCACUACCAGCCCUUUGAGCUCUGGAGGUAAAGCACUCGAGUUGGAAGACAUUUUGUGCACUUUGGCCUCUGAUCCAUUUGUAACAAAAAAAGAACUUCCUCGUACACCAGAAAGCCUGCUUUCAGAUAUCAGAGGUUCUUGGAGAAAAGCGGUUGAAGAAUGUGGGUCUCCGAGUAUUGAACUGUCAAAGAAAUCCUCCCUUUGUAAAUCUAGUCUUCUGGAUGCCUCGCCGUUACCUCCGAAAUCAAAACAAGAAGAUGCCCUUGAAGAUCUUAUCUGGAUGGAGUCUGGAUUAAAAGAAACUACUUCACCAGAGAGGAUGAACAUGCCAACACUGGAACAGUUGACCUCUGAAAGUGUAAACUAUGAAAGUUUAGUGAAGCAGGAAAUGUCUUUGAAAGAACCAGAAGUGAACGAUGAGAUCUCUUUCCUCUCUUCAGCUGCCAGUUUUCCUGGUUAUCUUGGAAGCAAACUGAAUGAGCCUGGCAAUUUUUCUUUUUGCCAGGACAAUGUGUCCCAGCAUUCUACUCUUUCCUGGAAUUCAACAAAAUUGAUUGACAUUGACAACAGUGACGACAUUGUGCAGUUUGGUAUUGCUCAUGAAACUCUUCCAGAUGUAUAUGGCAAUGACAGUUUCAACAGCUCCAGGACGUCUGAUAUGGAAGAUGGCAUCGAUGACAAAGCAGUAAAUAGUAGCUCAGGAAAAGACCAAAAAUCCAGCAUGUAUGUAAAUUUACUACUUAACAGAUACAAAAAUAUCAGAAAACUCUACGGAAAUGCUGAUCCUGCAAACGAUGCUGUGCUUGCAGAAACUGAAGCCAGCAUUCCGCAUUCUGCAAAUAUAAACCCAGAAAGGCCAGAGCUGGCUUGUACAGAAAAGGUGUUCUCCCUUGAGCUCGACUUCUUAGACGUGCUAACGCCUACAAAAGACAGGCGACUUACUCUCCCAAAGCUCCAGUCCUUCUCCCCAUUAGUUGAUGUUCCUGAAACUCUGAAGGAGAGAGAGAAUGACGAUGACUGGUCUUAACCUGAACAAAUAGGAGUUGUACUUCCGAACUGAUUUUUACGUCUUAACUUUGGAUUGGUCAACCCUUUCUACAGUUUUAACACGCCGUUUUGCAUUUUAAGCACUUGUCCUUUUGGUUCUGAAAUCUAAGAAUGCGUUUUAGUUUUGGAAUUCUUCAUCCUAUUCGGCUUGUUGCUCUGUGAAAACGCAUGCAUUUUGUUGAAAUUUUUCUAGUUUACAGAACAUUAUGAUUUAGAAAACAUGACCACUUGAGUUACUUGAAUAAAAGGAACUGAGAAGAAAUUAGUUUGAAUUCAAUUACUACUUUUAUGUUCAGUUUCAUGUCACAAACACUUAACGUCUUGUUAGAAUAUUUCAUAACAGUAUGUCAGAUUUGUACAGUGUUUGAACUAUUUAAAAACAUAAUCUUAUUGUUCAUUUCCAUUACUUUUAAUACUUUAACUUUUGAUUUGUUGUAAAUAUUUUGUGUUAAGUGACUUCUAAUUGAACCGUACAGUGCUAAUGUUCACAAAAUAAAACUGUCUGUUUUUCUUUUUGCAA